Molecule: messenger RNA, 3694 nt
Organism: Spinacia oleracea (spinach)
Lineage: Eukaryota; Viridiplantae; Streptophyta; Magnoliopsida; Caryophyllales; Amaranthaceae
Product: ATPase 8, plasma membrane-type
Exons: 12
Coding region: 597-3452 (951 amino acids)
Biological process (GO): proton export across plasma membrane
Cellular component (GO): membrane
Molecular function (GO): ATP binding; P-type proton-exporting transporter activity; ATP hydrolysis activity
Source: RefSeq, a predicted model, not a curated record
UCUUUUUUGUUGCGAACAAAGUUCGAUUUUGAAACGAGCUCAAUAUUUCGAACUGGAAUAGUUCAAUAUGAAAUUGGUUUGUUAGACUCUGGCUGAAAUUGGGUAGAUUAGUUUGUUAGUUGUUAAAUAUGCGAGUAUUUUUAUUUUCUAUGUAUAAACGAUCAGAUGAUGUUACUCCAUGUUAUUUUCGAUUAUGAGUAUGUUUAUCACAAAUAGCGUAAUAUCUUAGCUGUCAAUAUUGAAAUAAGCAAAUGCUUCAAAAAUAGGUUGUCCCUGAAAUUUAGCUGAAACCAUAAAAAAUAUAGAACUCCAAUAAGAAAAUUUGCUGUCUUCCAAAGAAUAUGGGGUCUGAGUUAACAAUCUAUUCUAUUAUCUUCUCUCAUUUUUUUCCUUUUUCAUGUAUAACUGAAUAAGAGAAAUUGGCCUCCUCAUCAUUCCCAUUCCCAGAUCUCCCCUAACUACUAGCCUCUUAUUGAGGACAAAAGAUAGAAGCGUUUUAUUUAUUCCAUCACCUAAAAUUGAAAGUUGUUUCCUGUAUUCGUAUUUGAUAGAAGAGAGGGAAAUCUCUCUCUUCCUGUCAACUUUGAUCUUCCCCAAUGGGCUCUAGUGGAGAUCUCUCUCUAGAGCAAAUAAAGAAAGAGAAUGUCGAUCUUGAAACAGUCCCUGUGGAGGAAGUUUUCAGUCAGCUGAGAUGUACCAAAGAAGGUUUAACCUCCUCAGAGGGGGUAAACAGGCUUGGAAUAUUUGGCCCAAAUAAACUUGAGGAGAAGAAGGAGAGCAAAUUACUCAAGUUUUUGGGGUUCAUGUGGAAUCCUCUAUCAUGGGUGAUGGAGUCAGCUGCUAUAAUGGCUAUUGCUAUGGCUAAUGGAGGAGGGAGGCCUCCAGAUUGGCAAGACUUUGUUGGUAUUGUUGUCCUGCUUCUAAUCAACUCAACCAUUAGUUUCAUUGAAGAAAACAAUGCAGGAAAUGCCGCAGCCUCUCUAAUGGCCAAUCUUGCUCCCAAAACUAAGGUAUUGAGAGAUGGGAAAUGGGGUGAGGAAGAUGCAUCUAUUCUAGUUCCUGGAGAUAUAAUAAGUAUCAAGUUGGGAGAUAUUAUACCAGCAGAUGCUCGUCUCUUGGAAGGGGAUCCCCUGAAGGUCGACCAGGCUGCCCUUACCGGCGAAUCCUUACCAGUCACCAAGAACCCAGGUGCUGGAGUCUACUCUGGUUCUACCUGCAAACAAGGUGAAAUUGAGGCUGUUGUUAUUGCUACUGGUGUCCACACCUUCUUUGGCAAGGCUGCUCACUUGGUGGACAGCACCAACCAUGUUGGCCAUUUCCAAAAGGUGUUGACUUCCAUUGGUAACUUCUGCAUCAUAUCCAUUGCCGUUGGUAUGGUGAUUGAGAUUAUAGUGAUGUUUCCCAUACAACACAGGAAUUAUAGGGAAGGCAUUGACAACCUCUUGGUUCUCCUCAUUGGUGGGAUUCCAAUUGCCAUGCCAACUGUGUUGUCAGUGACAAUGGCUAUUGGUUCUCACCGGUUAUCCCAACAGGGAGCCAUAACCAAGAGGAUGACAGCCAUUGAGGAAAUGGCUGGUAUGGAUGUCCUCUGCAGUGACAAAACUGGUACCCUUACCCUUAACAAGUUGACCGUUGACAAGGCCCUUAUUGAGGUAUUCUGCAAGGAUGUAAACAAGGACAAUGUGGUCUUGUUAGGUGCACGAGCCUCUAGAGUUGAGAAUCAAGACGCCAUUGAUACUUGCAUUGUUGGGAUGUUGAGUGAUCCUAAAGAGGCAAGACAAGGAAUUGAAGAGAUACAUUUCCUACCUUUCAAUCCUGUGGAGAAGCGCACUGCCAUUACUUACAUUGACUCAGAUGGAACUUGGCACAGGGUUAGCAAAGGUGCUCCUGAACAGAUCAUUGAGCUUUGUAACGUCAAGGGUGAGGCAAUGAAAAAGGCUCAUGCUGUCAUUGAUAGCUAUGCUGAGCGUGGACUUAGAUCGUUGGCUGUUGCUAGACAGACUGUGCCAGAGAAAUCAAAGGAGAGUGUUGGGACUCCAUGGGAGUUUGUAGGUCUGUUGCCUCUUUUUGAUCCUCCAAGACAUGACAGUGCAGAAACUAUACGUCGGGCACUUGAUCUAGGUGUCAAUGUUAAGAUGAUUACUGGUGACCAACUUGCUAUUGGAAAAGAGACUGGACGUAGGCUUGGCAUGGGCACCAACAUGUAUCCUUCUUCUACCCUUUUAGGACAAAACAUGGAUGAGUCUAUUGCUUCAAUUCCGGUAGAAGAGCUCAUAGAAAAGGCGGAUGGUUUUGCUGGAGUCUUUCCUGAGCAUAAGUAUGAGAUUGUAAAAAAGCUGCAAGAAAGGAAACACAUAUGUGGUAUGACUGGAGAUGGUGUGAAUGAUGCACCUGCACUAAAGAAGGCAGACAUUGGUAUUGCGGUGGAUGAUGCGACAGAUGCAGCAAGAAGUGCAUCAGACAUAGUGUUGACAGAACCAGGUCUAAGUGUGAUAAUAAGUGCUGUACUGACAAGUAGAGCCAUCUUCCAAAGGAUGAAGAAUUACACAAUCUAUGCUGUAUCAAUUACAAUCCGUAUAGUGUUUGGGUUCCUGUUAGUUGUCCUAAUAUGGAAAUAUGACUUCCCACCCUUCAUGGUAUUGAUAAUUGCCAUCCUCAAUGAUGGUACCAUUAUGACAAUAUCUAAAGACAGGGUGAAGCCUUCUCCAGUGCCUGAUUCCUGGAAACUCAAUGAGAUCUUUGUCACUGGAAUCAUUCUCGGUAGUUAUAUGGCUCUCACUACAGCUUUGUUUUUCUUCAUGGCUCAUGACACCAAUAUAUUCACAGAAUGGUUCGGCGUAAGAUCAAUCAAGGACAACGUUGAUGAACUAACAGCAGCUUUAUACCUUCAAGUGAGUAUCAUAAGUCAGGCGCUAAUAUUUGUGACGCGGUCAAGGAGUUGGUCGUUUGUAGAAAGACCUGGUUUUCUACUACUGGUUGCAUUCCUAGCAGCUCAAUUAGUGGCAACACUAAUUGCAGUAUAUGCUAAGUGGGAUUUUGCAAGGGUGGCUGGGAUUGGAUGGGGAUGGGCUGGAGUAAUAUGGAUAUUCAGUAUCGUAACAUACAUACCACUUGACAUUCUCAAAUUUAUUGCCCGAUACUCCUUGACAGGACAGGCAUGGGAUAACAUGAUCCAAAAUAAGACUGCUUUCACAACAAAGAGGGAUUAUGGAAAGGGGGAAAGAGAGGCGCAGUGGGUGGUGGCUCAACGUACGCUUCACGGUCUCCAAACACCUUCAAAUGAUAAUGACACCAAUAACUACAGGGAGUUGUCUGAGAUUGCUGAGCAGGCCAAAAAGCGAGCUGAAAUGGCAAGGCUCCAGGAAUUGCACACUUUAAAAGGACGUGUUGAGUCGGUGGUCAAGACCAAGGGACUCGAUAUUGACACCAUUCAACAAAGCUAUACAGUUUAAAAUAUAAAUGCUUAUGGAGCACUGAAAGAGAGAGACAAAGUCAUUCAUUUAAGCACUAGAUAUUACUUCAUGUUUUUUUGUUUUACUUUUUAGGUGUUUUAAGUACUACUUAGUCACUAAUAUUCCAUGACAUUAUUGCCUUGUUUUAGUAAAAAUACAAAAAUAAAACCCACUAAUAUUAUGUAUGGAAUCAAGCAGUUUUCUUACACAAAUCUUUCAUUUAAUGCUACAAGUUUAUAUCU